This is a messenger RNA of Diabrotica balteata, 1459 nucleotides long. Lineage: Eukaryota; Metazoa; Arthropoda; Insecta; Coleoptera; Chrysomelidae. The record is from the annotation of a GenBank genome assembly.
GUAUUGUUAGUGUGAAUGGCGAGGAACUAAGAUAUCAAGUGAACUUUUGAUAUCGACGUUUGUGAUCAGGAAUCGAUAACGUUUACUAUAGUGGUAUCCCGAACAGUUACGUUUAGUUUUAAGCAACUACAGGAAGUCCUCUGACUUCGUAAACAGCUAAGAUGCAGAAUGGUCCAGAAAAAAGUUCCCUAGUUAAAAUCGAUAACAGUAAUUAUGGCUCCAUGGGGAAAAGAACUCGAGAAAACAGCGUAUCAAGCCUCAGAGGUGUUGUGUACUGUGUGCAUGGUAAACCUAGUGCAGGAUGCUGUACAGUUCUUGAGGGGGAGGUGUUAGAGAUGGAGGGCGAAUCGCAAAUAAACACCAGAGAGAACGCAGAUACAACUGAACUUAUUAAUAAACACUGCCAUUCAAAUAAAACGCCUGAAGUGGACAACCGGGCAAGAAAAAAACUUAUUAUGGCCAGUAUAUUAUGCGUAAUAUUUAUGUUAGGAGAAAUCGUAGGGGGAUAUUUAUCAAACAGUUUAGCAAUAGCAUCAGACGCAGCUCAUCUUCUAACAGAUUUUGCCAGUUUUAUGAUUUCCCUAUUUUCACUCUACAUGGCCAACAGACCUUCAACGAAAAAAAUGUUAUUCGGCUGGUAUAGGGCCGAAGUUAUUGGUGCUUUAACUUCAGUACUCCUAAUUUGGGUUGUUACUGGCAUCUUAGUUUAUAUGGCCGUACAAAGAAUCAUUUACAAAACUUACGAAGUCGAUUCCAAAGUUAUGUUGAUUACCUCUGCUAUCGGUGUUAUUGUUAAUAUCAUAAUGGGUAUAACUUUACACCAACAUGGACACACUCACAGUGGUGGCGAUGGUGGACAUCACGGGAAAAAUGAGGAAAAUAUUAAUGUCAGGGCUGCUUUCAUUCACGUCUUGGGCGAUUUCCUCCAAAGUUUUGGAGUUUUUGUAGCUGCUAUCGUCAUUUAUUUCAAGCCAGAUCUAAUGAUCGUGGAUCCAAUUUGUACGUUCUUGUUUUCCGUUUUGGUCGUUAUAACUACCUUUGCCAUCAUCAAAGACGCGUUAUUGGUAUUAAUGGAAGCAUUACCUAGAGGAGUUAAUUUCGAAGAAGUUAUGAACACAUUGCUGAGGAUUGAAGGAGUUAAAAGGGUUCAUAAUUUGAGAAUUUGGGCUUUAAGUUUAGAUAAAAUAGCAAUGUCAGCUCACAUAGCAAUAAGUUCAGGUACCAAUCCCCAAAAUGUGUUAAUGGUUGCUUCAAAAAAUAUUCAUGAAAAAUAUAACUUUUUCGAGAUGACCCUUCAAAUCGAAGAAUUCCAAGAGGCAAUGGAAGAUUGCACACAAUGUAGAAAUCCCUAAUUCUCAACUUAUUUAUUUUUAGUGUGUAUUUAUUCUGAUAUUUAUACGUUUUUUAGAGAAAGAUCUAAACAAUAUUAUAGAUCAAUAAAUCGUUUCUUUUUGUUUUU